GGAGGAUCCCCACCCGUGAGCAUGGCGGUGUGCUAGAGUAUAAAUGAAGACCGGAGAGGGCAGACGGAGAUGGAAAACACUAAUAUGCGCCCCGAUCGCUGCAAGUAAUCAGGUUUUAACGGACUGUGUAAUAAUUCACCGAUGCCAGAGGCAGUCUGCUGGGUUUCUCCACGCAGUCUUCGCUUACUUCUAUAGGAUGGUGAGCUGAGCAGCUAAAAAGCGAAAGUUAUUGGUAAUUGUAUCUAUCCAGCCGUUCCCCGGUGCUCCGUGAUCAUGAAGCGCUGCUGCGGGAAGCGAGGCGUGUUUAGUCCGCGGACAGGCUCGUUUAAACGCCCUAAACAUGAAUGCCAUAGUCAUGUCGAGUGCCGUGUGAGUUUAUUUUGAUUCGUUGAGCCGUUCAGACCGGAGAGAUGCGCGAGUAUAAAGUGGUGGUCCUCGGCAGCGGCGGGGUCGGUAAAUCCGCCCUCACCGUGCAGUUCGUCACCGGGACGUUUAUUGAGAAGUACGACCCGACCAUCGAGGAUUUCUACCGUAAGGAGAUCGAGGUGGACUCGUCGCCGUCGGCACUGUACAUCAAAAACCGACAGGGGUUCAUUCUGGUCUACAGUCUGGUGAACCAGCAGAGCUUCCAGGACAUCAGGCCCAUGAGAGACCAGAUCAUCCGAGUCAAGAGGUAUGAGAAGGUCCCUGUGAUCCUGGUGGGGAAUAAGGUGGAUCUGGAGGGCGAGCGAGAGGUGUCUGUGAGGGAGGGACAGGAGCUGGCCGAGGAGUGGGGCUGUCCGUUCAUCGAGACGUCUGCCAAGAGCAAGACCAUGGUGGACGAACUCUUUGCCGAGAUCGUACGGCAGAUGGACUACGCGGCACAGCCGGAUAAAGAUGAUCCGUGCUGCUCCUCCUGCAAUAUACAAUAACCCCCCAAUAGCACACACUCAGAGAACUCACAUUACAGUAGCUUUGAUGGACCUGCAGACUGACAGUAACUCUGAGGAUUUUUUUGUUUUCUUGUCACUUUAAAUCCUGACUGACUCAACCACAGGAAGAGCACUUGCCUUAGGUUUCACGUUUCCUGUUUGAGCAGGAUCCUGCAGUGGCGAUGAGUUGGACAUUUACGUUCUUGGUCUUAUGGUAUUGAUGACUUUAUCUGAAUUUGUCACCAGGUCAGAGAGCGAGAGAGAGAAAAUAAGAGGGUUCUUAGCCAUAUGCUUGAUAUAGCCAUAUAAUAAUUUAAUGAAGACUUUAUAAAUGUCCAUUUAUUUGGGAAUAAAUCCCUCAAAAUCUUCAUUUUCUCAUCAAUUUCUUUUCUGACACAGAAAAGGU
Molecule: messenger RNA, 1317 nt
Organism: Sinocyclocheilus anshuiensis
Lineage: Eukaryota; Metazoa; Chordata; Actinopteri; Cypriniformes; Cyprinidae
Product: ras-related protein Rap-2a-like
Exons: 2
Coding region: 411-911 (166 amino acids)
Biological process (GO): signal transduction
Cellular component (GO): membrane
Molecular function (GO): GTPase activity; GTP binding
Source: RefSeq, a predicted model, not a curated record